AUGACUAUUCCAGCGGAGUUACUUCCUCUCUUACAGAGAUCUACGGGGGACUCACGGCCAAUUGUGGUGGCGAUGUGUGGUGUUGCAGGCUCCGGAAAAUCCACCUUGACAAAAUCAAUUGUCGCCAAGUUUCCAACGUUCAGCAGGCUAUCUGUUGACCAAAUGAUAUUUGACGCCCAUGGGUUAUACGGAGUUGACUACCCCAAAGAGCUUUACCAACAAUACUCUUCAGAGGCAAAUCAGAAGUUCAUCGAUGAUUUUCGGCACCUUUUAUCUUGUGACGAGCCUAGAGACGUGGUGCUGGAUCGUUCAUUCUAUGCAAAAGAAGAUCGUGAUGUCUACCGAAAGUUGGCUCAAGAAAAGGAAGCUAGGUUCAUCUUGGUGUUUUUUGAGAUCAGUAAGGAUAAACUAUGGCAGAGGAUUCAACACAGAGCUAUAGGCGAUAGGAAUGCAGAUUCUGCCUUCGACAUCACAUCUGAUAUCUUGGAUAGAUACGUCAGCGGAUUCGAGAGGCCAGAUAAGGAUGAGAUAAGCGUCACCAUUACCAGCUAG
Messenger RNA from Clonostachys byssicola, 552 nucleotides. The record is from the annotation of a GenBank genome assembly. Lineage: Eukaryota; Fungi; Ascomycota; Sordariomycetes; Hypocreales; Bionectriaceae.